GUAGCAUUUAAAGUGUCAGAAAUGUCAUUUGCAGUCUCCUGAAAUACUGAAAAAUUUCUGAAGAUCUUGAAAAAUAGAAAGCUUUUAGUGUCUUUACUGUCAUAACAAUUGAGAUGGGAAUAGAAAUCUUCACAUAAAUUGCAAUCUAAAAUAAUAUUGUUUAGUGAAAAUAUAGUUAAAAUCUAUUUCAAACAACCGUAAGGAGUGCAAGCUGAAUGCCUUCCGUUGUCGCAAUAAUCAACAUUUUCUAAGCGAAAAAAAAGCAACCUUUCUAAGUGUCAUCCCGGUGGUUAACAUUUAGAUUUCAUUCCAAUCGUUUUUUUCGAUUUGAUCGAAUUUAACGAUGAGCAACCGGGAUCGAAACAAUCGAAAAUCGGGCAUAAGUGAUUCAAAUCGUCAUAACAAAUAUCAUUCAAACAAAUGGAAAAACAAUUGGGGUAGAAAUUUUAAUAAUUAUGGCAACAGCAAUUACCGUAAUACUGACUAUGGAUCUGGUCCUUCGGACAAUAGAUACGGAAACAAUUGGAAUCAAACACUUCCGAAUCCAUGGGACACUGACUGGUUCAACAAUCAACAGCAUCCCAAUUUUACAAAUAACCACUACACUGCAAAUAACUUUAACAUAGCACCGGGACUGGGUGUAAAUUUCUCACGAACAAAUCGAUCAAAGAAUCUCAAAGAAAAGCCGGACCGUUCCAGUGACCGCAAUUUUACACCAAAAACUCAAGAUUCAAACGCCACCUACCAAUCGGUGGACAAAAAUCCAAAGAAAACCGUCAAAUCUAACAAAGACACUCCGUCAACGGUGACAUCGUCCAGUAGUCCAAGUACAACUCAACCGUGUAGUUCAAAUUCCCAGCCGUGCAGUUCAAACUCAAUUGAGAAUGUGGCCAUCGAUGCGUCAAAGCCGCACGAGCAACACAGUGCCGAACAGGUCACCAAGAAGCUGAUCCAUCAACUGACCAGCAUGAACAAGCACAAUUUGAAACAAAUGAUAAACAAUCCGAGUUCCAAAUAUGAAACGGCACUGCAAACGCACGCAAGAAAUCGAAUGCGUGCCGAAAUGCGAACCAAAUUGCAGAACAUGAGCUCGAAUCAGGAGAAUCAGCUGGUGAACAAUGUUUUGGACACAGAGGAAAGUGUGGACAUGGACAAAAUUCCCGACAACGUUUUCGAUGAAAUCGGUCGGGUGUUGGAUAUAAAUCUGCUGGGUCAAGAGGACAAUUCGAAUAAGAAAUACAAUGACUCGGACGACAAAGAUAAAGAGCAGAUCGCCUAUCCGGAAGAUUUGUUCCUGCGAGCCGAGAAACUUUUAAUGGAAAAUUCAAUUCUAUUUUUGGAGGAUCGUCUGAACGACUCGAUGUUGAACGGAGAUCGAUUAGAGGAAGAUCGAACUCCGAUCAAAAUCAAAAACGAAAUCAAAGAAGAACCAGAUGACAUUAGCGACGAUAACUUCUUCGAAAUUCAAGAAAGUGCCGGCGAUACGUUCCUGUUAAACGACUUGGUAUUCGAGGAUCGUGGCGGAUCCACCCCGUUGCGUAAUGACCAUUUUGAUGAGCAAUUGAAUGAAAUGGGUGAUAAGGAUGAAACGACCACAGUAAGUCAUCGUGGUGAGGAUGAAAAUAGCGGAGAAUUGGUUCGGACUGUGAAAGAAGAGAUUAGUGAAAUAGACUUCUACGAACAGACAACCAACAAUAACGUUAAAGACAUCUUACCAGAUCCAUCCACGAAGAAUUCGAUGCAGCCAUCGUCAAAAUUGUACAAAUCUCCAGAUAAGCAAAGAUCUACCCAAUGCAGCCCUUCUGCAAAUAGCCACAAAACCAUCACAAGUGACGACUUCAAAGCCUUAUUGGCAAAUGUGAAACAAGAAUUUAAUCGAGAGACUGAAUCGAAUAGCAGCACAACCAUUCACAAAGUCAAUCCGUUUGCUGUUUCUGCUACUUCACAACAACCUCCGAAGAAAAAUGAUUUAUUCACCAAACUGCAAAAUAGUGGAGCGUUUGAACCAACUUCUGUCAAACGACGAGUUGACUCAAAAUUGGAAUCAACCGACAACAAGCGCGACAGCCUGUACUCACGAAAAAAGAAGAAAAAACACAAAUCUCGGUCCCGCUCGCUACGGUCUCGUUCGCGAAGUUCGAGUCGGAGUCGAAAUUCCCGUAGAUCGAAGAAAUCAUCUCGCGAUCGUAGUCGACGGCGAGACGACACCUCACAGUAUAGCAUGCCCAGCGACACAAUGGAUUCGAGAGACAAAGUGGCCAACAUUGAACUCUGUAAUGAUUCGUCAGCUCAUACAUUCGAUCAGAAUGACGAAUCUAGCAGUAAAUUAGUGGAAUAUGACGAACCGAUGGUAGAAAGUAAUCAAGAUAAGACUGACCCGUCUAUUCAGGCGAUUCAAGUAGCUUGCAUCGAUGUUUUGACAACAAAAACUGUAGAAGCUCAGCCAGACAUGGAACCUACGGAUUGUGACGAAGUAAUUGCUGCAGAAGAAUCCAUUUUAGACAAUCAUAGCAAAUCACCAAAUAACUUUUUGGAUGCACAGAGUAUGAUCCCAUCCGAUGAUUUGAUAAAUUUGAACAAAGGAAUUGAUCUUAACUCAUCCGACCAGCCUAACUUAGUUCAGUCCAAUUCGAUAUCGAAUAGAGAAACGGAAAACGUGACUACAACGGCCCAGCGCACUAUUGCGGAAUCAGUAGAAGAAAUAGUUCCAGAAGCAACAGAAAAAGUCACGAAAAUGGUCGAAGAUACCGUUGCGGAAACAGUAGAGGAAAUAGUGGAUGAAGCUGCGGAAAAGUUUAACGGAGCUACUGCCGAACCUUUAACGAAGACAAACACAGGAACAUUAGAUGUAACAGUCAAAGAAACGGUCGAAGAAACUGCCAAUUACAUACUCAAUAACACUGUCUGCGACAAAGUUGAAGACACCGCGUCGGAAGCAGUUGAAGAUAUUACAGGAACAAACUCUGCGGCAGUAAUAUUUCCGAAACCUGUUACAGAUAGAGUUGAAAACGGCCAGACGAUAGAGCCCACCGCAGAGGUAUCAACGGAAAUGAUUGUAGAAGAAUCGACGUCAAUCGGUUCAAAUUCGCUAGAAAAUUCAAUUGCGCUGAACAGUGAAAGUCAAUCAUCUGUGCCUGACGAUGCCAUGGAAUCGAAUCAAACUCAGAAAAAUAACAUUGUUGCCAUCAGGAAAAUUGUAUUGAAGCCAUCCUCAUCUCGCCAUCAAAAAAGCAGUUCGAAGCAUAGAUGUGAAAAGGAGCGUCAUGUGGCAUCGAGCCAUAAGGUCAAGAAGCUGGACACCAGCUCCCAAUCGUCGAAGAAAUCCGAUCAUAAAGACAACUCGAGCGGCGCAUCGAUGAUUAAACAUUCUCAUAACGACCAACCGCACAGAGUAUGGAGGUCAGCUGGCGAAAAGAAGUGCAUCGAACCAUCCACGAAGUCGACUCUACGCAGCAUUGACAUUUUUGACCCUACUCGGCCGGUCGAACUGUUAAAAGUGAUCGAACCGGCUAAGCCACCAGUGGAAUCGAAAUGUGCAUCAUCACCACGGAAAGAGCGCGGUAAAAGUCAAUCACAUACGGCAAUGAAGUCGCCGAUCAGUGUUGGUCAGGCACGAAACGAGUCGAAAAAGUCCAGUCAGUCGACGCCAGUGAAAAAGGGAAAUUCAAUUGCAAUAAAGGAGAAACUCAGUCCAAUGCAUCGUAAUCACGUAACUGUCGAUAGUAACAAUAAAUCUUCAUCGGUUACCGAAUCAACUCUAGUUAAUCAAGUUACUCAUUCGCUUUCCGAUUCGCUGAAAAUGCCGAUUGACGGUAGUGUCAUUUUGCAGCGAAUGAAAGACAUCGAUUUGAAAAUGAUGGAGAUGAUGGUGAAGAAAAGUGUCAUCGACGAAAAGAUCAUGAAUUUACACAAGGAGAAAAGUGACAUCGAUCAGGCAACAAUGAAGUUGCAACAUGAACGAUUUUCCUUGCUCACCUCACUGCUGGCAACAAACAGUACAACUGGUCAGAGAAAAUUAUGUGAACUACCUCGAAACAAGAGCAACAUUGAACCGAAAGUGGUUGAACUAUCGUCCGAUGACGAAGUGUUGAUGGUUGGAACGCCAAUGAAAAAAAGUUCGUCGAAGACUUUCCGAACCAACGCACCGCACAAUUCAAAGCGGAAACUUGACGACGAUGCCAAAGCGGACGGUGUUGAUGGUACAAAGUGUAAAAAGCUAAAGAUUAAUUUGAAUUCACUCAAGUCAUUAGCGAACAGCAAAGGUAAUGCGCGAAGCCAUGUUGAUUGUGACGAAAUGCAAAGUGACCUUAAAACAAAAAUGUUAAACACUACUCGGCGGUGCACGGUUCGAUUAACAAAAUUAAGUGCGAAGAAGAUUAAACUACUGAUCGGCAGAGCCGAAACGGAAACGGUAGAUGGAGGUGAUGCCGAUGGACGACUCAAGAAUGAUGUUGAUCCGUUACACAAAUUGACAUUCGAUGGAAAUUUUCGUGGUCACCGACUGCCCAUCGUCCAUUUACAGGUCAUUGAUGGUUUUCUGAUAGCCGCAUCGGAGGAUAGCAAUCUGUACAUGCACGAUCUGGUAACGGGUAAACUUUUGGGAACAUUCACCGAGCAUGCCAAAACAGUUACAAAUUUCAUCGUAACCGAAACCAAUCACAUCUAUUCGGUGUCACUGGACGGCUGUUUGAAGAAGUUAAGCAUAAAAAAAUUCGAUGAGCAACUUUUAUCGGUAAAUGUUGGUGAAGCACUACAGGUUAUGGAUUAUUCAUGGGAUACCGUAUUCAUUGGCAGCAGAAGCGGCAAAAUUUACAUUUUUAACACCAAGACGGACACCCUUGCCGAUGAAUGUUUGUGUUCUGUGGGAAAAUCGAUCAUGGCAUUGAAGGCAACCAAAGAAGGUCCACGCAAAAUUCUAAUAGCAUCAUCUCGCUGCCACAAUAUUAGCGUUCGUGAUGCCAUUUCCGGGCUGCUGCUACGGACGAUUGAAGUGCCCGACAAGUUAACUAUUUACAGUAUUCUAUUAGACGGCGGUCAAUUGUACUGUGGAACGAAUAAGAAUCUAGUUUUUCGUUACGAGUUUACGAGUGGCGCCGAAAUUAGUCGCAUCAAAUUGGGAACAGGAACGAUUUGCUUGAAGUCCUACAAAAAUUCUUUAAUCCUUGGAGGCUGCUACGACGGAUACAUUUAUGCGUACGACACAAAAAAUGAAAUCCAAUUGAGUCGAUUUCCCGGGCCGGGUAAAAUGCUGCUACAUUUCGAUGUUUUCAAGGACAAUAUUAUCGCCGCUGCGAAAGAUAAAUCGUUAUGCGUUUUAGAAGUUCCCCAUGAUAUUGUUUCUCACGAGUAAUUGAAGGAAGAAGAAAGAAAAAAGAAAUCCAUAGAUCAAAUGCACUAAGGGCUGUGAUUCUUCAUAUGAAAAAUUAUAAUCAUUAAAUUAAGUACCUUGGCACACCGUAUAAUGUUCUAAGAGUGUUACAGAUUCUUACAAAAAACAAACAUACAAAACAAAAACAAAAACAAAAAAAUAAAACAAAACAACCAAAACCAAAUCGUGAACCUUUGAUUCGCAGAUCUGUGUGAACCGUCAGUUAGAUAUUUUAGACGGAAAGACGUUUGGCAGACAUUCGUUUCACCAUUGUAUGGAACCGAGAACAUUUUGUAAUUUGAACUGAUCGGUUAAUUUCAAAAGUCGUUAUGAUCCUGUUGUCAUGAAAUAAAUAAAUUGUUUUUAA
Bradysia coprophila is the source of this 5735-nucleotide messenger RNA. RefSeq lists its product as uncharacterized. Gene Ontology annotation, molecular function: RNA binding; protein binding. The record is from RefSeq and is a predicted model, not a curated record. Lineage: Eukaryota; Metazoa; Arthropoda; Insecta; Diptera; Sciaridae.